CGCAAGCAGUCAGUUUGACACAUGAGUGCUCAGCCUAUCACAAAGACACACACACACACAUACAAAAUUAUAGAUAACCUCACAAUUACACAGAUCUUGAGCCGGGAAUCAUACUUUGGGAAUCACCUGGAGAGAACAAGGGCAGAGGUCCAGCCUGUCCAAGUGUUUGCACAGAAUCCCAAGGGGCUUACGGCAAGGAGACAGGUUGAGCAGUUGGUUUGUCCGACUCAGAUCUACAGAGCUCCAGUCAACGUCAGCAGGUAAAGGACUUAUUUAACAGGAGAGGGAGUGCUGACAUUGUCCACCUGACACCAUGGACCAGGAGGAUGACAAGAACUCAUUGGAUAUCCAUGACAACCCUCCAGCUCCUGACAAUGUAGUGAAGGAGGACGGAGAAACUGUCUAUUUCAUAUAUGAGGAGGAGGUGGAGGUGGAGGAGAAGGAACCAGAACCUCCUCCACCAGUUCUCAGAGUCAACGACAAACCGCACAAGUUCAAGGACCACUACUGCAAGAAACCCAAGUUCUGUGACGUCUGUGCUCGAAUGAUAGUCUUGAACAACAAGUUUGCUCUGAGGUGUAAAAACUGCAAGACCAACAUCCAUCAUUCAUGUCAGUCAUAUGUCGAGUUCCAGAGAUGCUUUGGCAAAAUUCCGCCUGGCUUCAGAAGGGCCUACAGCUCCCCCCUGUACAGCAGCGACCAACCAGAUCCAAACAACUCGAACAGGAAUGACCCUGUCUUUGACACCCUGCGGGUCGGUGUCAUCAUGGCAAAUAAGGAGCGCAAAAAGAAUGAAAACGACAAGAAAAAUAUGAUGAUGAUGAUGGAGGAAGAGGAAGAAGAGAACCAACAGCCCAAAGAGAACGAGGAGGGAGAAGGGAAGCCUGAUGAUAAGAAGGAGAAAGGAGGAGACAAAGCUGAUGAAAAGAGUAAAGGUACAUUCUCCCACUCCCACUAUUACCUGGCACUCUACCGCUUCAAGGCCAUUGAGAAAGACGACCUCGACUUCCACCCCGGUGAUCGGAUCACAGUCCUGGAUGACUCUAAUGAAGAGUGGUGGAGAGGAAAGAUGGGAGAUAAGUCGGGCUACUUCCCCACCAACUACCUCAUAAAAGUGCGUUCGUCGGAGAGAGUUUUCAAGGUGACUCGCUCCUUUGUAGGGAACAGAGAGAUGGGACAGAUCACACUGAAGAAAGAUCAGAUUGUGGUGAAGAAAGGAGAUGAGAAAGGCGGCUACCUGAAGGUCAGCACUGGACGCAAGCUGGGCUACUUCCCUGCUGAUCUGCUGGAGGAGAUCACUGUGACAUAGAAACCAUAAUGUUCAAUGAUAGAGGCCACAACACACUUUAAAUAUCAGCACAAACUGGUGCCUGACAGCUACUUUCUGUAACUGUCUCCUGAAAAGAAAAGAAUUUGCUUACUGUGUCGGUCACAGCUGAUGUGUAUUUGCUGUGAUCUGUUUCUGCCUUUGACACAAAGUGAAGCAUGAGAACAGAGAAAUUGAGAAUGUUUCAUUGGUACUUACAUUCUUAAGUUGGAAAGACACAAUCUCUGAUAUAUUGGUUUUGUUGUGAAUAGUUUAAAAAUAUAAAGGCUAAAUGCUUUAAUUUAUUGCCUUUGAGGACAGACUGAGGACACCUGCAUUAAUUGUUAUAAAGGUGGGCAAUUGAUAUUUAACAAAUGCAUCCAUGUAUUUGAUUUUUUUGACGAUAGUGACUGAGAGUUCCUCUCAAAUCUUACAACUAUACCUCUGAGUAGCAGAUAUAUAUUUUUAUAAAAGGCAGCACAUGGGAAAGUGAUAAUAAAUCAUAAUUAAAUCUAUGAUCUAAUCAGAAAGAUCUAAUGAAUGAUUUAUCACCAUUGCAAGUCUUUCUCUGCCCUUACAAGUAAAAGCCAUUUCAACAUGUACAUAGAUUUCUAUUAAUGUAAAAAGAAAAAACACAGAUAAUAUUGGACUGAGUCUAAACAGACUUUCACAUGUGAUUUUACUGUGGAUUACUGUGGAUACGACCGGAUAAUGCCUGACGUGUAAAUGUUUCAAAUAAACCUGAAGUGCACUUACAUA
Molecule: messenger RNA, 2065 nt
Organism: Paralichthys olivaceus (Japanese flounder)
Lineage: Eukaryota; Metazoa; Chordata; Actinopteri; Pleuronectiformes; Paralichthyidae
Gene: stac3
Product: SH3 and cysteine rich domain 3
Biological process (GO): positive regulation of voltage-gated calcium channel activity; positive regulation of protein localization to plasma membrane; skeletal muscle contraction
Cellular component (GO): extrinsic component of cytoplasmic side of plasma membrane
Molecular function (GO): protein binding
Source: RefSeq, a predicted model, not a curated record